CGGGAGAAAUCCAUGUUGUGAAUAGAUUCCAUAGGGCACUGCCUUCGGAAUUUAAAAGUUUUCAAGGCUAGUGCAGUGUUAGCGAACGGCUCAGACUCCACGGGACGUUCCUUUAGGAUGCAUCGCUCCAGCUUUCUCUCGUUAUUUUUGCUUGCAGCUUUUGAAUGGCCAACGUUAGCCAAAAAUAUAACUUGCUGGGAUGUUCCCUGCAAGCAGAACCGGUAUCAUUUCGAUUGCUGCAUCCGCCAACUGGAAAUCGACGAUGGAACUCUGAUCGAAAAUGCUAACUUUGCAAAGCAGCAGUACAUUCUGCUGGAGGAUAGCAAUAUCUACACGGUGUCGCCUCAGUUGUUCCAGUUAAUGACCGAUGCCAAAAUGUUGGAAAUCAUAGGAGGUUUUGUUCCGUGGGUUCAUCUCCGACCUACGGUGACGGUGCUCAUUAUGAACGACUGCCAAACGAAGCAAAUCUUCAUCGAUCCGGAAGAGAAAAAGUACCGUCUUAUUUGGUUGGAUGUGCAGAAUGUUAGUAUGAAAGAAAUUCCACCGAAUUUGAAUCAUCUUCGAGAUCUGGAGCACAUCGGUUUGGUGAAUGCCGGACUGGAAUAUCUGGUGAUGGACCAAUUCGAUGGUCUCAACAAACUGGAGGAACUCAAUCUGUCUAGCAAUAACAUUCUUAGAGUUUAUGUCAACUUUCCGAUGCGUCUGCCGUCGUUGCGAACGUUGCAGCUCAAUGACAAUAAGCUUGUAUCCAUUGAUCUGAGCUAUUGGCACAUGCCGGAACUGACCACGUUCGAUUUGUCGGGCAACGAGCUUCGCUACAUAGUGCACUACAAUAGUAACCAGUUCGAAAAGCUCUGUGCCAUCAAAGCCGAACAGAACAAGUGGAACUGUGCGUGGCUAAAGGAAUUUCUUCAUGCGUGCUUUCAUUUCAAGGGUUAUGGGUUCAGUGAGAAGCAAUUGGAAUGUGACGAAGAUGAAGCUUGGAGAGAAAAUUGCUGCUACGGAAACGAUACCGAUACAAGCUACCAGGAGUAUCUGCGUGAGAUGCAGAUGAUUUCGUGAUCGCUGUUGGUGGUCUCCGAUUGUUCACUAGUGUUUAAGUGUACUGUUCAGAAGUGAAAAUUUAAAGUGUUCAUGUUUUUUCGGCAAAAAGUGUAGUUAAGUUACCGACGUAGAUUUAUUCAGAACGUUUUUGGAAUAUAAAAUAAGAAAAUUUAAAUAAAAAAUAUAAAAAGUG
Messenger RNA from Uranotaenia lowii, 1237 nucleotides. Its product is annotated as P-granule-associated novel protein 1-like. Bases 118 to 1062 code for a protein of 314 amino acids. Lineage: Eukaryota; Metazoa; Arthropoda; Insecta; Diptera; Culicidae. Gene Ontology annotation, molecular function: protein binding. The record is from RefSeq and is a predicted model, not a curated record. The transcript is spliced from 2 exons.